Messenger RNA from Parnassius mnemosyne (clouded apollo), 390 nucleotides. Lineage: Eukaryota; Metazoa; Arthropoda; Insecta; Lepidoptera; Papilionidae. The record is from the annotation of a GenBank genome assembly.
AUGCCAGUAACGGCACAAUUCCAUUUUCUCCAGGGCAACAUCAACCACUGUGCCAGAGCUCAGGAUCUCCUACUCCAGAGCAUGUCAGAGUGGUCGAUUCACGUGGCUGUGGUCACCGAACCGUACUUCAUUCCCGCCCGUGACAACUGGUUGGGAUGCGCUGACGGUUUGGUGGCCAUUAUUGGCGAGACUCUGAUCGACCCGUCUCGGGGCCGUGGAUGGGUUGCUGCGGUUUCGGGCGGCAUCGUUGUUGUAGGGGCGUAUUUCUCCCCCAACAAGAGUCUCGCCGACUUUGAGGGUUUCCUUGUCGAGUUGGGCGCCGUCGUAGGCCGCUAUCACCCUCGUCCGGUUCUUGUGCUCGGGGAUCUCAACGCCAAAAUAUCGGCGUAG